Spirodela intermedia is the source of this 1181-nucleotide messenger RNA. NCBI's taxonomy places the organism in Eukaryota, Viridiplantae, Streptophyta, Magnoliopsida, Alismatales, Araceae. The record is from the annotation of a GenBank genome assembly.
AUGGGGAUUGCGCCGGGCGGGGCUGCGGCGGCGGAGGGCGGCUGGGGCGAGGCGGCGCUGUCUCUACUGCCGCCGGCGGCGGCGGCGGCGAAUAAGAGGUUGAAGGAGCAGGAACUGUUGAUCAACUCGCAGAUCUCGUCGGCGGCGGCCGAUUUCCCGCAGAAUAGGCCCGUUUCCACGGGGCUGGGCCUGUCCUUGGACGACAGGCGACUGGCAGCGGCCUCGUCCUCCGGGGACUCACCGCCUCUCUUCCUCAUGCUCGACGACGAGAUCGAUCGGGAACUUCAGAGGCAGGAAGUAGAGUUGGAUCGCUUUAUCAAGAUCAAGGUCUCGGAUCUCCUCGAACUAGAAGCCACGUUUUGCCUUAUUUUCAUUACUCCCACGCGAUUUUUUCAUUUCAUUUCAUUUCUUCUUCGUCAUCAUCAUCUCUCCUGCGUUCCCGGAAAUUAUUCCCAUGAUAUAUUUUUUUUACAUUCUUCCUGCAAUCCCUUCAAUCUCUGCAAAAAUAGGAUUAUCGUUGCGUCCCUUUGAUCACCAUUCAUCUGAUUUCUCUCCUUCUAUCCGACACAAAUGUUUCGACAGAUUUUGAUUCCUAGAUUUAUCAAGAAUUUCACCUUAAACCAUCUGAAAGUAGCUCCCCGCUCUGAACUUAGGGUGAGCAACUGAGGCAAGCCAUACUGGAGAAGGUUCAAUCUAAGCAUCUCGAAACCCUGACCUCUGUUGAGGACCGGAUCCUCCGCAGACUCCGAGAGAAAGAAGUGGAGGUGGACAGCAUCAAUAGGAAGAACAGGGAGCUGGAGGAGCAGAUGAAGCAGCUGACUGUCGAAGUCGGCAACUGGCAGAGCCGCGCCAAGUACAAUGAGAACAUGAUCUCCACCCUCAAAUUCCAUCUCCAGCAGGUCGUUGCACAGAGCCGAGACAGCAAAGAAGGCUGUGGCGACAGUGAGGUAGAUGACACUGCAUCAUGCUGCAAUGUGAAGGCGAUGGAUCUUCAGCUCGUCUGCAGGGAGAGCAAGGAAUCCAAGGGGCAAGUAUAUUGUAGGGUUUGCCGGGUCAAAGAGGUUUGCAUGCUCUUGCUGCCCUGCAGGCAUCUCUGCCUCUGCAAGGACUGUGAGAGCAAGCUCGGAUUUUGCCCUGUCUGUCACUCGUCAAAGGUAAUUGGCAUGGAGGUCUAUAUGUAA